Pectinophora gossypiella (pink bollworm) is the source of this 2440-nucleotide messenger RNA. RefSeq names its product transmembrane emp24 domain-containing protein 5 (gene loj). The coding region runs from base 29 to 733 and encodes 234 amino acids. The record is from RefSeq and is a predicted model, not a curated record. Gene Ontology annotation, cellular component: endoplasmic reticulum-Golgi intermediate compartment; Golgi apparatus; COPII-coated ER to Golgi transport vesicle. NCBI's taxonomy places the organism in Eukaryota, Metazoa, Arthropoda, Insecta, Lepidoptera, Gelechiidae. The transcript is spliced from 4 exons. Gene Ontology annotation, biological process: Golgi organization; endoplasmic reticulum to Golgi vesicle-mediated transport; intracellular protein transport.
UUUCGCACACGUCAUUUCAGUGUUGAAAAUGGCUCAACGGACGUGGCAUAUGUUUUCUGUAAUAACACUUUUAUUUACGAUUUUAUCACUUGUCGGCGAUGUUUUGUCGAAUACAGCGGCACCAUGGUACGAAAAUCUGCCGGCGGUGACAAUGGAUUACAAGGUUCACAUCGAUGCUGGCAAGGAAGACUGUUACUUUCAAUAUGUGCAGCCGGGUGCUACGUUUUACGCCAGUUACCAGGUGUUGAAGGGGGGUGAUGGUAUGUGUGGGUUCGCCGUGCGGCAUCCGAACGGUCAGAUCGUGCACCCUUACGAGUGGCGGCAGAGCGCGGAGUACGCCGACCAGACCUCCACCGGGGGUUACUACGCCGUCUGCAUAGAUAACCAGUUCUCUCGAUUCGCGGGGAAACUCGUCAACUUAUACUUGUCAGUGAUCAGAUACGACAUGUGGGAGAAGUACGCGAAGGAAGUCGAAGAGUUGGACAUGAACAUCAAGAACUUCACUAACUCCAUCCAGUUCGUGGAGCGCAACAUCAAUGACAUUCUCCAGUACCAAUACCACUCGAGAGCUAGAGAGUCCCGUGAUUACAAUCUACUGCAGGACAACAACGCCUAUGUAUUGCGAUGGUCCUUAAUCCAAAUUAUCGCGAUUGCGGCGACGGCGACCCUGCAAGUAUAUUUCUUAAGAAACCUCUUCGAAGUAAAGGACAACUCUUCAAAGACCAGAAUUUGAUUCCCUGUACUUGUAAGCUCAGCAUCACCAAUACUGACUGUCUAUCAUCAUUCCACUCUGGAUUUCACUAAACCUCUUUGAUCUCUAAGCUUUUUUUUAUAUUCUGUGGAAGAGUAACUGAAAUCCAUUAUUUUAGUAUUUAAUACUGAUUGAUGAAUGAAAAAAAGAAAAAACAUGUGACAGUUUCUUGGGCAAUAUCGUUCGCGCGUAAUCUAUUCUGAAUUUCUGAAUGACUGGUUUGAUCACCUAUUGACCUACGAAUACCAUUUUAUUUGAAAAAGGAACUUAUAAUUUCUUAUCCUUUUGCAAAAUAAGCUACGUGAAGAACAAAGCGCGGAACAACUAGAAUUUAUUAUUGAAUCUCCAUUCGUAUUGAAUUCGAAUGAAAAUAUAAGUAAGUAGGAGUUUGCGUCAUACAUGCGCCCUGCUUUUGAUCUGAAUUGGCUAAAAUGGUGCUGCUUCUGGCAGAAAAUAUUUACUUUUUAGUCUAAUUGCUGUAAAAAUAGUGCUGUCCCUCACUUACGACGAGUGCAAGACAAAGAUAAAGCUAUUUUUUUUUUUUUGUUUUGGUUUUCCCCGAAGGGUAAGGCAAAGGGAACUAUGCCCAUACAGCCAUGUCUGACGUAUUUUUUUCUUGAUGAUUAAUGAAAUGAUGAAAGGUGAUGAUGAUGAAACCUAAGCCCCCACCCUCGGAGUAGACUCCUACUCCGAACCCCAAACGAAUUAACUCAAAAGUCCGCAUAAACUUUUGAGUUAUGAAGCGGCUUCCUGACACGAAGCGAAAAUAGGCAGAUACACUUUGUUUAUUGAAUACUCCACUAACUAACUUAAUGCGAUCAUUAACCACAAAACACCACUUCGUAUUAAUUAUUUAGAUCAUUCAAUGAAGAAAGCAACUGUCCCGUUCCCGUUUCCCGCCAAAAAGCCAAGAGAAGAUAAAGCUAGUUUUAGAACUGUCAAACUGUUUUAUCUUGUUUAUUUCCUUGCGGAAAGGCAAAGACGAAACAGUUCAGCCAUACUGUCAAAAUAAAAUAAUAUUAACUUCGUGUCUGUAGGAAUCAACCUUAUCAUCAUAAAUCUCAUCACAUUGCUGACUUACAUUAAGUAAACUAACGAAUCUCCGUAGUGAGUGCCAACAAGAAUUCAUAGUUACUCUUCCAAGUAUUUUUUACUCGCACUUCUCAUGACUUUAAUGGUAUUCAGCCUAUUUUGUAUUUUUUUUUACUCCUAGCAUAAUUAUAAACGUACAAUUACUGCUUUUGAUACAGUACAUUUAAUCCGGAUAGCGCACAAUGCUACUGCAUUAAAAAGACUAUUUUUGAGAUUGUAUUUUAAGAUCUGAAUGUUAAGCAAAGAAAUAUUUUAAUAUAUAGGAAUAGACUUUUUUAAUAUUUAUUUGCUAUUCCUGCGGGCCUAGCACCGUAACCACGCGACUCUUUCUCACCGCGACAGAAAUCGUCUUGUCUCUUUCUGUGCAGUACUGUGAGAGAGUGACGGGUGACGGAUGUCGAGGCGAGAGAGUCGCGCGCUUACUGUGAUAAGCCCUCUGUUGACAUGAAAAUUAUUUUUUUAAUUUGUUACUUAUUUUUUUUAGAUUAUGAAUCUGUUCUAAAAGAGUUAAAUCUCAUUACGGUUUGUAUAAUGGCAAAGAGAUUUACCUUUUGUAUGAAUUAACAAUUGUAUGAAGAAUAAAUGAAUAGUUAUAUA